AUGCGCAAAGGACCCCGUCCGCAACAGCCUGAUGAUUCAGAAGCCUCAAGUACCAAAGAGAAAGGAAAUCCAAUUUCAACGCCAGUUACGAACGGAAAAGGCAAACGGGUAGUAAGCAGUGCAGUUCAUGCAAAUGUAUCGGGCGCAAAUAGCACACCCAAUGCGUCUGGUGCUAUGGCAGGAGCUGCGGGGAGUACCAAUACCGACGGAAAUUCUAAAAUACAAUGGUCGGAGUUCGACGCAUCUUUUUUGCACAGGUAUCGAUACGAAUACGGAUUAAAUACACCUGCUGCCUUCAACAGUGCAUACAAUCAAACUGUUCUUUCUCAAUCGAGUAUUGGCCGCAUGUCACCAAGUAUGGUUCGUAAGAAUAAGAGGCAGAGCAAAGAACAAUUGGCCAACGCUGUACGCAAGCAUUUCAACAGUCAGUCGGUCAACGAAAAUGAAUGUGUAGCCAAGACUCUAUAUAAAGUUCGAUAUCAGCACAAGAAAUUCCGCAUGAGAUUUAUGCCACAGGCGCGGCCUACGGAGCGAUCUCAGCCUGAACGACCUGCCUAG
Molecule: messenger RNA, 558 nt
Organism: Botrytis porri
Lineage: Eukaryota; Fungi; Ascomycota; Leotiomycetes; Helotiales; Sclerotiniaceae
Exons: 3
Coding region: 1-558 (185 amino acids)
Biological process (GO): regulation of DNA-templated transcription
Cellular component (GO): histone deacetylase complex
Molecular function (GO): protein binding; transcription coregulator activity
Source: RefSeq, a predicted model, not a curated record